GGGAGUGAACCGUGCCAGAGCCCGGCGAGAGGCUGGCCACACUGCCCUCUACGGUCACCCCAGAGGAGAGGCUUGCUCCUCAGAGGCGCGCGCUUACACACACACACACACACACACACACACACACAGAGGCGCGCGCUUACACACACGUACGCACGCGCCACACAAGCACCACACACUCCACACAGCACACUCACACACGCCACACAUGCACCACACACUCCACACAGCACUCUCACACACGCACUCACACGCCACACACUGACACACUGCACAUACACAUGCCACACACUCAUACGCCUCACCCUCACUACACACGUGACACUCGCGCACUCACACACACUGCCCCCACCCGAGCGGGAAUUGCAGCGUCUGGAGUGGCCUAGGACCCCUUAGCAGCGGGCAGUGACCGAGGAGCAGCAAAGCACGAGGGAGGGAGUCAGACGAGAUGCCCUUCCCUUCCUGCUGCCACCCUCAGCUCCCAUGGAGAUCUCAAUCUUCCUGACCUGUGCCAGAGGCAUUUCAAGAGAUGAGAAGAAAGACUCCCACUCAAAAGUUUCAUUCCUUCCGUCAAAAGGAGCAUCCAAACUAAAGAUCUGGGAGAAUCUAGCAAUUACAUGGAAAAGGAACUGUCACGGCAGAGGUGCUCUGGACCCAGGAGGACAUGGAAGAUGCCUACAAUCUGAAAGAAAGAAAAGAGACUUGCCUUCAAGCCAUGAUGGAAGGCAGGAAAAGCAGAGAGAAGUCACCAGAGGCCCAGCAGUGUGGAAUCUGUGGGCUGGAUGGCAAACUGGAGAUUCAAGCACAAAGCAAAGACACAAAUGGCCAUGUCAUGAUGAAACAGCAUUCCACAGUACAUUUUUAUGCAGGUGUAACAGACUCAAGCUCCACCUUACUGCCGGUGUCACAGGUGUUAUCCUGUGAACUGCCUCUCAGUCACUAUCUGUCCAGCUCUCAGAUGAGUGGAGUGUCAACAGUUGGACAGAAGUUCGCUAACUCGGCUUCCCAAUCAGACAACAGCCCAGUUGUUUUGGACAGAGCCAGCACCUUCGCAAUUUCAAACAAACACAUGUUAUCGUUAGGUGAUCUAGAACCCUCAGCGAUUGGGGAAGGAGAGGAUUAUUUUUUUUCUUUGUUUGGUGAUUCAAAGAGACUAUCGACACCCUCAUUCCAAAAGGAAAAAUCUAGGAGGCACUUUUCUGUGAUUCUUGAAGAAGUGGGCCAGUCUCGAUCCAGUGCUCUUGGAGACAUUAAAAUAGCUGAAGUGAAUGCCAAGGGUUUGUUUGUGAAGCUUGUUAACUCUUCCCUGGACAAAGAACUGGAGAUUGGAGAUCAUAUUCUUCAGCAAAAUGUAAAUGGACAAAGAGUCGCUAUGUACAGAUUCCUUCCAAAUAUCAUAAUGCCGGCCAAUUCUACAGUGACAGUGUGGGCAGCAGCAUCUGAGGCAGAACACAAACCACCAUCAAAUUUUCUCUGGAAGGAACUCAACAAGUUUGGAACAAGUCCGAAUUACACAACUAUCCUGUGCAAACCUAAUGGAGAAGCUGUUGCCUGGUAUACUCCUAUUCACUGGAAGCAAACGUGGGAGAAAUUAGAGACUGACAUUGAAUUUGAGAGAUGCUCAAGAGUAAGUCUAAUAUCUCAAAGGCAAAUGUUUCAUUGGCCAACAGCUACAAAGACAACCUCUGAAGGAGAGCAAGAUAAAUCUACGAAAGACACUGAAAACUUUGAAAUGGAACCAAUUAAAUCUUUUCUUAAGAGAGAAAAGGAAAUCCCGCCAACACUGUUCCCCACUCGCAGUCCUUGGUGUUGCAGUCCUGAAGUCCCUGCACAUCCUUACUGCACUUUAAUUGAAUCUCCCAAUGCCAGGUUGGCUGGCUCUAAUAGACAGGCCCAGCCUCAGUCAGCCAGGCCUGACCCCACCCAGGGACCAAGAAAAAAAGGAAAACUGAGUUACAAAAGUAAUAGUCAGUCAGCUCAACCUUUAAAGGUCAGCAAAAAGCCUAGAGAUCAAAAGGAUGACGGAUGUGGCCCAGCCAGCCCAUCAUACAACAGAGGAAGCUGCAGCAAGCAAGAACAUGGUUUCAUCUAGAAAAGAGAAUUCCUCGGGACUUUACUGUAACCAUUUCUUAAAGAAGGUGUGAAAAAGAAGAGAAGUGAAACACUUGUUUCCUAGGCUGCCAAGAAGAAAAGCAUGGGUGAUAAACAAACCACUGGUCUUCAUUUAAUGCACAUAAAGUUCCCAAUCACGAAUGUCAGUUUUGUCUACCCUGCCCCAUUGUAAGGUCUAGAACCCGUGCUAUGUCUGCAGAUGCAUUUCCCAAAACCUUGUGUUUCAGGGAUUCUGAAUCUUGAGGCCUGAUUCUGUACACUUGCAAUCUGUCUCCUUAAAGUAUGGGUUAAUUUAGCUUCCUCGAAACUGGAAGUAAUAAUAGGUGAGGUUUCUAUGGAGUAACUAGUUGGAAGUUUUUAAACCCACCCAUAGGUACCUCAGAUUCAGCCAAAAUAGUCUCCUCUUCCUGCCUGUGAUACUACAUCCCAUGGACAGGAAAUACCAAAGGGCUAAGGAUCUUUUAAUUAAAUAAUGUGAUGGAACAACCCUUUUAAAAGCCAUUCAUUCUCCCUCCUUUUUCUUUAGCUGUCU
Molecule: messenger RNA, 2644 nt
Organism: Talpa occidentalis (Iberian mole)
Lineage: Eukaryota; Metazoa; Chordata; Mammalia; Eulipotyphla; Talpidae
Gene: LMNTD1
Product: lamin tail domain containing 1
Exons: 12
Coding region: 665-2092 (475 amino acids)
Cellular component (GO): nuclear envelope; cytoplasm
Source: RefSeq, a predicted model, not a curated record